AUGGAGAAGAGAACAAUUCUAGAACUUCUUUUAAAGAAAUCACUACAGAAGAAAAAAAUACCACUAAUUAAUUACAAGAAAAGCUUGUUUGUUCAGACAAAAGCAAACCUUUCUUACUAUGAACAUGACAAAGAAAUACAAUAUGUUGAAACAAUGAAUCUUGAGGAAGUACCACCUCCUGCAGCACAAUAUCCUUUUCAGGUUAGCCAUGAAAUCUGUUCCAUUUACAUUUCAUAUGUGACUCUGCGUUGUACAACCGAGUCUCUAAAACCACUACCUCCAGUCCCUCAAAUGCUCUGGAAGCAUAGAAGCGUGCCUCAAGUGCCAUCACCAGACAUCAUCCUGAAUAUGGCUGUGGCCCAGUGCAACUAUGAACUCAGAGGAAAUUCAGCUAUCCACCUUGUCAGAAGCAGUAAAUGCUAUGGAUUGCAAGAGGAAGAUUCUGACUCAUGGAAUGCAAGGGAUUUGGAAAGGCAAGUGUGCCCUGCAAAAUACUUUUGUUUCAUGACCAUGGUCUUCCACAUACUUCAUCUUCACAGACAACACUGCAGGCAGUCCCAGUACCUUUCAGGAUCUAUGUUAGAAUUACAUUAUAAGCAAUUACUCUUUAAUGUCCUAAAGCCACAUAUGCAGGACAAGUCCCAAGUCUACCCUCUGGCUUUUAAAAGCAGUUUUGAAAAUACUUACAAUGACUGGCAUUUUUUAUGUGCCUGCUGUGCCUUUUUCAGAAAUCAGCUUGUGAAUAAUAAGCCCAAUAUUCCUCCUUGCGGUCUGUAUGCUGGUAAUAUCUCCUGUGCCCAGUCUGAGCAGGUGCUCCAUCAGAAGGACAAAGAAGGCACUUUAAUGGUUUGGAAAUCUAGCCAGGCAAUCAUGUAUACUGUGUCUGCAUACAGCAAGUUUUCUGAAGUAAAAAAGGGAACGGUCAAAUACUACCAUGUGCAUAAAACUCCUGAGAACAAGUAUUACCUCGCUAAAAAUUACUUUGAAUCAAUACUCAAGCUUAUACACUACCAUCAGCACAACUCAGACGGCAAUCCCAUAUGCUCUGAUUCAACACUGGAUGCCAGCAGCCUGGAGAAGCUGCUCCAGCACCAGGCUCAGGUCAGGGUCACAACCUCUCACACACAGCCAGGGCCUGAUGCAGCUCACCAGGGGCCUGGUCUGCUGCGGGGCUGCUUGGUGAACACAGCGCAUUUCUUGCAGGCUAGUGCCAAGCAGGAGCCACCUCCCAUCACCACCGGAAAUCGAGAUGGAUGUGGCCACGUCGAUGCCAUUGAUCAGUCUUUGAGUGCAACCAUCCAGACAAUUCCUUAUCAAGUCAGUUACAACCAAGUUUGGCUCUUGCCUCGUAGGUAUGUUCUGGAUGACCAGUAUGUAAGUUCACUAGGAACCAAGUUUCCAGUAAAGUGGUCAGCACCAGAAGAUUUUCCUUACACCAAAUUUAGCAGAAAGUCAGAUGUAUGGGCCUUUGGUAUCUUAAUGUGGGAGGUCACUUUGGGAAAGCAUCCCUACAAGGUUUAUGAUAACAUGAAGGUGAUCAAGAAAGUUUUUCAGGGAUAACUUUAUAGACUACAACUGGUUCCAGACAUCAUCUACCAGAUAAUGUACAACUGCUGGCAUGCGCUACCAGAAAAGCACCCUGCCUUUUAUCAGCUCUUAUCUUUUUUUGAGGCACUGAGAGAAGACAACAGAGCUUGGAGAAGACUCUGCAUACUGGUUCCAUAUCACCUGUCUUCUGUAUGAGAGCCAAGUCUGAAAUCUGCCUGACAUUAGCUAUCCCUGUUAUUCUGUAUGUUAGCGUUCUUCUCAUUUAAUCAUCAUACUGAGGAAAGAAGCAUAUGGAGAAAGCUUUUGUGACGCUCUGUAGGUGACAGAAUUUGCAAGGAUACUGAGGUAGAAUAUAAUUCAUUUUGUUAACAUUGUCUCAAAAGACUUCUCAGACACUGAGAUAUAUAUUCCAUUUGUGUACACUCCUUCAGUGCUUCAAGCAGGCAUUAUUUGACCUUAACUGGAAAUGUAAACAAGGAAAUAUAUGCUUGUUAGGUUUUCUGAUUAUCAUAACUCACCUGAAUGUGUUUUUUUCUCUGUAAUCACUUGAAACUGAUGCCUGAAGUAAGUCAAAUUUAGAGCUGCUGCAAGUGACAGAAACACAGAUAGUUAUAGCCUUGCUUUCAAUUACUAAGAAAUGACUACUGGUAAAAUAUUAUAUGUUUGCUUUACAAGCACUACUGACUUAAGUUUCAGUCCUCAAGGUGUACAUUUGAUUUCAAAUUUAUUCUAAGCUACAUAUCGAAGAUAUCUGCAACUUAGCAAUAUAUGAGGUAUUUACUAGAGUGUUAUUGCUCCCUGCUAGAGGUAAAAAUAGAGGAAAAAAAAGUUUUAUACAGAAUUCCUUAGUCAUUGCAAUAGCAAAUGGUAAAUUUGCUGAUCUCUCUAAAACCUGAAGAGAACUAAAAAUGCUAUUAAGAUAAUUACUUUGCCAAAUACUUUACUACUGAGGAGGUGAAAUUUGGCUCCUGACUUUAACACUUAAAUAAGAGCACUCGACUUUCAAAUGUGCACAGCACUGCACAAA
Neopsephotus bourkii (Bourke's parrot) is the source of this 2575-nucleotide messenger RNA. RefSeq names its product BMX non-receptor tyrosine kinase (gene BMX). Gene Ontology annotation, biological process: adaptive immune response; peptidyl-tyrosine autophosphorylation; B cell receptor signaling pathway. Gene Ontology annotation, molecular function: non-membrane spanning protein tyrosine kinase activity; ATP binding. Lineage: Eukaryota; Metazoa; Chordata; Aves; Psittaciformes; Psittacidae. The record is from RefSeq and is a predicted model, not a curated record.